This is a messenger RNA of Peromyscus californicus insignis, 8822 nucleotides long. RefSeq names its product solute carrier family 4 member 8 (gene Slc4a8). Gene Ontology annotation, cellular component: plasma membrane. The transcript has 25 exons. Gene Ontology annotation, biological process: regulation of intracellular pH; monoatomic anion transport; bicarbonate transport. The coding region runs from base 189 to 3473 and encodes 1094 amino acids. NCBI's taxonomy places the organism in Eukaryota, Metazoa, Chordata, Mammalia, Rodentia, Cricetidae. Gene Ontology annotation, molecular function: solute:inorganic anion antiporter activity; monoatomic anion transmembrane transporter activity; sodium:bicarbonate symporter activity. The record is from RefSeq and is a predicted model, not a curated record.
CGUUCUCUGAUUGGCUGCGGCGGGCGCCUCGCCGGCUGGUGGCUAUGAAGGUGGCGCCGGUGGAUGGUUGACCGUUGGCUUCAGGGUUGGGGGUCGCCGCGUGUGCCAUCGGCUCACCCAGGACCAGGGCGCGCGGACUGCUGCAGCUCAAGCUGGAACCCACCGGCGAGCCCAGGCUCCGCCCGGCCAUGCCCGCCGCCGGGAGCAACGAGCCGGACGGCGUCCUCAGCUAUCAGAGACCAGAUGAGGAAGCUGUGGUGGACCAGGGUGGGACCAGCACAAUUCUCAACAUUCACUAUGAGAAAGAAGAGUUGGAAGGUCAUAGAACUCUGUAUGUGGGGGUUCGGAUGCCACUGGGCAGGCAGAGCCACCGGCAUCACCGCACUCAUGGCCAGAAGCACCGGAGACGAGGAGGGCGGGGCAAAGGAGCCAGCCAGGGAGAAGAGGGUCUGGAAGCCUUGGCCCACGACACCCCAUCUCAGCGUGUUCAGUUCAUUCUUGGCACCGAGGAGGAUGAAGAGCACGUGCCUCAUGAGCUGUUCACAGAGCUGGACGAGAUAUGUAUGAGAGAGGGGGAAGAGGCUGAAUGGAAGGAGACUGCCAGGUGGCUGAAGUUUGAGGAGGAUGUUGAAGACGGGGGAGAGCGCUGGAGCAAGCCCUACGUGGCGACUCUCUCCCUGCACAGCCUGUUUGAGCUGAGGAGCUGCCUCAUCAACGGCACCGUCCUCCUGGACAUGCGCGCAAGCAGCAUAGAAGAGAUUUCAGACCUGAUCCUGGACCAGCAAGAACUGUUCAGCGACCUGAACGACAGUAUGAGGGUGAAAGUUCGGGAGGCCCUUCUCAAGAAGCACCACCAUCAGAAUGAGAGGAAGAGGAACAACCUCAUCCCCAUCGUCCGCUCCUUCGCUGAGGUGGGCAAGAAGCAAUCUGACCCACAUUCCAUGGAUAGAGACGGUCAGACUGUUUCUCCUCAGUCUGCUCCAACUACGAAUCUGGAGGUGAAAAACGGAGUGAGCUGUGAACACAGUCCUGUGGAUCUAAGCAAGGUGGACCUUCAUUUCAUGAAAAAAAUUCCCACUGGGGCAGAGGCCUCCAAUGUCCUGGUUGGAGAGGUGGACACUCUGGACCGGCCCAUCGUGGCCUUUGUGAGGCUCUCCCCAGCUGUGCUUCUCUCAGGCCUGACAGAAGUGCCCAUCCCCACAAGAUUUUUGUUUAUCUUAUUGGGUCCAGUAGGAAAAGGUCAGCAGUACCAUGAGAUCGGCAGAUCCAUGGCCACCAUCAUGACGGAUGAGAUCUUUCAUGAUGUGGCUUAUAAAGCAAAGGAGCGAGAUGACCUCCUGGCAGGGAUUGACGAGUUCCUGGACCAGGUGACGGUACUCCCUCCGGGGGAGUGGGACCCAUCCAUUAGAAUUGAGCCACCCAAAAAUGUCCCUUCCCAGGAGAAGAGGAAGAUGCCUGGGGUUCCAAAUGGAAACAUCUGCCACAUAGAACCAGAGCCACAUGGGGGCCACAGCGGGCCAGAGCUUGAACGGACGGGGCGGCUGUUUGGGGGCUUGGUGCUGGACGUCAAGCGGAAGGCUCCCUGGUACUGGAGUGACUACCGGGACGCGCUCAGCUUACAGUGUCUGGCCUCCUUCCUCUUCCUGUACUGUGCCUGCAUGUCACCUGUGAUCACCUUUGGGGGACUGCUGGGAGAGGCCACUGAAGGACGCAUAAGUGCAAUUGAAUCCUUGUUUGGAGCGUCCAUGACGGGGAUUGCUUACUCCUUGUUUGCUGGGCAGCCCCUCACCAUCCUGGGGAGUACUGGGCCAGUGCUCGUGUUUGAGAAGAUUCUGUUCAAGUUCUGCAAGGACUAUGCCCUCUCGUACCUGUCCUUGCGAGCCUGCAUCGGGCUGUGGACUGCCUUCCUGUGCAUCGUCCUUGUGGCCACUGACGCCAGCUCCCUCGUCUGCUAUAUCACUCGCUUCACUGAAGAAGCGUUUGCCUCCCUGAUCUGCAUCAUUUUCAUCUAUGAAGCGAUAGAAAAGCUGAUUCACCUGGCGGAGACCUACCCCAUCCACAUGCACAGCCAGCUGGACCACCUUAGCCUCUAUUACUGCAGGUGCACGCUCCCGGAGAGUCCCAACAACCAUACUUUACAGUACUGGAAGGAUCACAACAUUGUGACUGCAGACGUGAACUGGGCAAACCUGACUGUCAGUGAAUGCCAGCACAUGCAUGGAGAGUUCAUAGGGUCGUCGUGUGGUCAUCAUGGACCCUACACUCCUGACGUGCUCUUCUGGUCCUGCAUCCUCUUCUUCACCACCUUCAUCCUCUCAAGCACCUUAAAGACAUUUAAGACGAGCCGCUAUUUCCCGACCAGAGUCCGCUCCAUGGUGAGCGACUUUGCCGUCUUCCUCACCAUCUUCACAAUGGUGAUCGUUGACUUCUUGAUUGGCGUUCCGUCCCCAAAGCUUCAGGUUCCCAGCGUGUUCAAGCCGACGAGGGAUGAUCGAGGAUGGUUUAUCAAUCCCAUUGGCCCCAAUCCCUGGUGGACGGUGCUAGCUGCGACCAUCCCGGCUCUCCUGUGCACCAUCCUGAUAUUCAUGGACCAGCAGAUCACCGCCGUCAUCAUUAACCGGAAGGAGCAUAAGCUCAAGAAAGGCUGUGGCUACCAUCUGGACCUGCUGAUGGUGGCCGUCAUGCUGGGCGUUUGCUCCAUCAUGGGCCUGCCUUGGUUUGUGGCUGCGACUGUCCUGUCCAUCACACAUGUGAACAGCCUCAAGCUGGAGUCUGAGUGCUCUGCUCCUGGGGAGCAGCCUAAGUUCCUGGGCAUCCGAGAACAGAGAGUCACAGGCCUAAUGAUCUUCGUGCUGAUGGGCUGCUCAGUCUUCAUGACGACUGUCUUAAAGUUCAUCCCGAUGCCGGUGCUCUACGGAGUUUUCCUCUACAUGGGAGUCUCUUCUCUACAAGGAAUCCAGUUCUUUGACCGCCUGAAACUUUUUGGGAUGCCUGCAAAGCAUCAGCCGGACUUCAUCUACCUGCGGCACGUGCCGCUGCGCAAAGUGCACCUCUUCACCCUCAUCCAGCUCACCUGCCUCGUCCUGCUCUGGGUUAUCAAGGCAUCGCCAGCUGCCAUUGUUUUCCCAAUGAUGGUCCUGGCCUUGGUCUUCGUCAGGAAAGUCAUGGAUCUCUGCUUCUCCAAGCGUGAGCUGAGCUGGCUGGAUGACCUCAUGCCUGAAAGCAAAAAGAAGAAGCUGGAUGACGCCAAAAAGAAGGCUAAGGAGGAGGAGGAGGCUGAGAAGAUGUUGGACAUAGGGGGUGAUAAGUUCCCCCUUGAAAGCAGGAAGUUGCUAAAUAGUCCUGGCAAGAGCAUCAGCUUCAGAUGUGACCCCUCUGAGAUUAAUAUAUCAGAUGAAAUGCCUAAAACCACGGUCUGGAAGGCUCUCAGUAUAAAUUCUGGAAAUACAAAGGAAAAAAGCCUCUUCAAUUGAGAGCCUCUGCUGGGGUAGAAGAUUUGGGCCAUGAGGUGCCUCAGAGAAGUUCUGGUUUUCGAGAAAAUGGUGAGUCUCUCAGAAAAAAGCCGGGCUGAGUCUGGCCCCGUCCUUGGUCAUCUCAAAGCCAUGCCACAUGGAAGCAUUCAGUCACUCUCGGUGUGCGUUUUGGAGGAUACCCAGCUCCCCUCAUACCAGCAGCCAGGCACCAGCGGGGCCACCGUCAGGCUGACUUCCUGCUGCCUCCUCUCCUCUUUCUUCCUUCUCUUCAGAACCGCCACCAUUAAAGAGCCAGCUUCCCAUUUUCAGACAUUUUCUCCAGUGCUCUCUGCUGGCCUAGUGAGCCACAUGAGUCCUUUCUGUCAUUGAGGAUUCCUUCUUGAGGUCCCUCUUCAUGAAUGGUGGCUUGGGGUGGUAGCAGAGAAGCCGGAGAGGGGAGGCUCCUGGGCCUGCUGCCAGCUUCAGGCUCCUGAGAAGCCUGGGCCUCGGUUCCAUUUCUACUUGGGAAGGGGUGCUGGUCAGACCAGACACUGUAGCAGGUCUGCUGUCUGAGGUCGGCCGUCCGAGCAUCAACAAUGGCCACCACCAGAGCUGGCAAGAUGCUGCUGGCCUGGGGUCAUCCAUAUCACUCCCCAGAAGCAGUCAGCACACGGCGAUGAGACCCUUGGAAGAAGCAGGGCCAAGUGUGAGGGCGAGAGCUCAGCUGAUUAAAGGAAAGGCCUCGGGGACACCAGCAAAGUAGGAGGAUGAACAUCUUUCCUUGGGUUUCCUUGAGGAAGAAGGAGCCUGCUAGCCGAGGAAUUAAUGUAGAGACCAGGGAAGACUCCCUUGCCUGGGGAUUUGUUACCAGGUCUGUUUGUAGCCUUCUAGGAAAGAUCUGAUACCAGUUGUUUGUGGGUAGAAAGGUGAAUCUGGGGUUGUUGGCUGUUUUGUGGGACUGUUUGACAUUCUGCUGCUGUCUCAUGAGGCUACUUUGCUCCUUCACCCUGGAGAGACCCAAGUGCUCAUGGACAUCUCCUUAGCUGCCUUGGUAGCAAACUCCAUCAUCAUCACUCAGUGGAUCAAAACCGCCUUCAGCCAUGUGGCUUCCUCACCACAGAUUCCUUUUGGUUGACAGAAGUUCUGGCUCUCCGAUGUAAAAAGCCAUGCUAAGAAAUGAACUGUAAGUGGUGAAGUCAAUUUGGACACUUAGUUUAAAAGUGUAUGUAUGAUUUUUCUCUCCUGUGUUCUAAAACUGUCAUAAGGGUUUGGGCCUCAGCGCUGUGGACUCCUCCUUCCUCUGUGCACAGAAGUGACUGGCAAGCUGGUCACGCUGGCUGUCCACCUGCAUCGUUGUACAGAAGACACCACACACACACACACACACACACACACACACACACACACACACACAGUGAGUGCGUGCUGUCAUUCCUGGGUGAAGAAGCGCUGCAUCAUUUUAUUGCAGUUUGCGCCUUGGACUCUGCACGUACUCUGAGGCAUCUGGUCAUUCUCUGCAGGCCUUUGGUGUUGAAGGGAACCUGCGUUAUCACUACUUCCCUGCCUGUUAGGACCACUGCCAUUUUGAUGCAGAGAUGAUUUUCAAGAUAUUUAACAAUUGGUACAGGACAGACGCAAGCCACGCAGAGCAGAUAUCCUUUGUAAAAUAGUAGCAGGCAUUGCUGUUCAGUGCCUGGUGGAUGAAUGAAUGCCUUGCUGCUCUCAAAUCCUAAAAUGACAUCCUCUGCAAUAUAGGUGUUGUUCCUGGUUUGUCUGAUCUCUGCACAUGAGAGAUCUCUGUUGUGUCUCAGCAGCAGCCCUGGCUUGCUCUCAGGGACUACACACUGGAACAGGCAGGUGUCACAGAAAUCAGUGGGCUUUAUAGUCUCUGUGAGCCAAAUUCCAGAGCGCAUCACUUCAGGACAUAUCUAACAGUUGUACCCCUUACCCAGCUCAGAGUGAUUCAGAAGCAGCCUGUCAGUGGGAAAACUUUCUUGAUAACUUUCCACCCCCUCUGGCUACUUCCUUGAACUUGCGUCUUUUCCAUCGCUUUAGUCCCCUGGGAACACCACCAUCAUUUUCCUCCUGUGUUCCCAUGCAACCGCGUGUGUAGGGAAUUGGUGACUACUUCACCCACUGCUCUGGCCUCGGUGCGCCUGAGAGGCGUGUAACAGUGAGGAGCCCAUCGUUCAAGGAAGCCGGUGACAGAGUCCCCAGGGAAAUACCUCUUUCCAAGCACUGAUUCUUGAGUUGCCCUCUACAUGUUUAGCUGCUGGAGGGUGGGGGCUGCCUUUGUUAGCUCUGAGCAGUGCAGCUAUGGGACCUCUGAUUUUUUUUUUCUCAUGCCAACAUUUGCUGGGACCAGAGAAGUGACCACCUCUUCUAUGACAAGGGUAGCUUCUUGAGUGUUGCCAGCCAAUGUCCUGACAUCCUGGUGAUGUCAGCUGGUGAUGUGAACAGAGUGAGUGGGGGGAGGCUGAGGUUCAAGAACAUGUUGGUAGUGAAGCCUUGACUCUAAAGGAAAAGAUGUGGGGUUCCUAAGUGGCCAGGUGCAUGUCCUCCUGAUGACUGUCUGGGAAGGGUUGCUCUAGGGAGAGGGUGAAGACCUGAAGAGAUAACUGUGAAGUUGCCUGUUGUAUCUGGUUGUGUAAUACACAUGCAGCUUGGGAGGGGUCAGGAGGCUCUGGGCUUUGCCACACACAGCCCCAUCCCAGGUCUCCUUAAUUCAUGAAACUUGCCUUCAUGGUGGAGGGAAAGUGAGCCAUAUCUUCCCAAAGACAAUGUGAAUAGUUGUAAUUUCUCUUUGUUGGUGAUGGAAGAGACUUUUAAAUUACUUAUAAAUGUUGAAUAAAGAUCUGGCGUUGACUAAGUCCCUGACUUGCCCUCAGGCUGGAGUGCUGAUGGCUGCAGCCUUCCAGUCUCCCCUCUGGAGAGUCUGUGGUUUACGAUCAUCCAAAAAAGGACAGUUCAUUCCACUUUCUCCUCCACCUGCUCAGCUCUCCAGACUCCCUUCCUAGUCAGGGGAGCGGUGAUUGUCCAUGUGUCUUCUCUAGUGAUCCUGAAGCACAGGGCUAGCUAGGGUCUAGGCCCCUGGGUUUCCUUUAGUCUUUAAUGAGCAUCAGAGACAUCAUGUCACACGUGUCCCCUAAGACUUUACAGUGUCUCUGAAGGUCUUUUGCAAGAGUGACAGCACCUCCUAGGAAUUUUGAUUUUACUUUAACUGUGUAUGUGAGGGUGUUUGCCUCCAUGUAUGUCUUUGUACCAUGUGUGUGCCUGGUGCUGAAGAGAGCAGAGAGGACAUCAGAUCUCCUACAAUCGAAUUUGUAGACAGUUGUGAACUGCCAUGUAGGUGCUGGGAAUUGAACCUGGGUCCUUCUCUUAACUGUUGAACCAUGUCCUCAGCUCCUAGGCUCUUAAACUGUGGGGUCGAGCCAGUUUGUCCCUCUUCUCUCUCAUACUCUCCUUCAAGUUCCCAAGCCCCAUCCUUGUUGGACAUUCACAGGCCCUGCACUGAGUGUUCUCCGCCAUCUUGACUUUCUCUUGGUGGAAAUCUUUUAGCCGGCCCUGGCUGGUCAGGUGAGACUUUACCCACGCUAUUGCCUGUUCUGCCUCAGCUUUCCAAGAACUCUCUCUCCUUCAGCCCUUCUGGCCAUUGUUCAAGUUCCCUCUGAGGAAAGAGUCAUAAUCAGAGCUCCUGACAGCGCCACCAGUUGAGGUGGUGAGGGCUUCGAGUUCAGGGGCUGCUGACACCUCUCGGGCCUGGAUGGUUAUGUUCUGGCCUAGAUGGUUAUAUUCGGGCCUGGAUGGUUAUGUUCUGGCCUGGAUGGUUAUGUUCGGGACUGGAUGGUUAUGUUCGGGACUGGAUGGUUAUGUUCUGGACUGGAUGGUUAUGUUCGGGCCUCGAUGGUUAUGUUUGGGACUAGAUGGUUAUGCCCUGGCCUGGAUGGUUAUGUUCUGGACUGGAUGGUUAUGUUCUGGCCUGAAUGGUUAUGUUCUGGACUGGAUGGUUAUGUUCGGGACUGGAUGGUUAUGUUCGGGACUGGAUGGUUAUGUUCGGGACUGGAUGGUUAUGUUCUGGACUGGAUGGUUAUGUUCGGGACUGGAUGGUUAUGCUCUGACAUGACAUGUUGGGGAGGGACUAAGCAUUUUUAAGCUCCCAUGUUCGUCUGUAUUGUUCUACAUUCAUUGUAACAGAAAAACAUUUGAAAUUCAAACAGAAGCAACUUUUCUGCUUUGACUAUUUUUAAGUGACUCUUGGUGCCCCCCUCCGACACUCUUGCUCUGUGAGAUAGGGUCUCACUGCGUAGACCAAGCUAGUCUUGAGCCUACAGCCGAUCUCCUGCCCCCCAAGUGCUGGGGUUCCAAGCAUGUGCCACCAUACUUGGCUUGCUCUUGGUCUCUCUUAGCAUUAAUUAUAGAGAAUGGAUGGCUGACUCAGUUACAUUUUUUUCUUCAGUUACCUUUUUUGUGGCCAGAAAGGAGGAUAAUUUUCAUAAGCAAAGGAGGUGUGAAGUAACUAUAGCUGUUUGGAGUGUGUGAGAGGAAUGGAGUCUUUUCCAUAGCCCUCAGAAGUGAGUCAUCCAUCCAUAGGCAUGAUCCUUUGAGGAGAUUCUGUGCUCAAUAGGAAUGGAAUGGUUUCGGGUCCUUCUGAAGAGAAAAGGAAGAGCACCCUCCCCCAAAUCUAACCCACUUCCAGCACUAGCAAAUACAGAGUGUUUUCCCUAGCUGAUGUUUUCUGAGCAAGAGGGAGAACACAGCCUCCUACCCUCCCACAACCCCUUUCUAAGCCCGGGAGCAACUGGCUGGCUUGGGCAUUGCUUCACAGGCUCAUGGGUGACUUCUGCAGCAGGUUUUUACUUGUGUUGGGACCAGAAGCACUAACCUGAACGUGCAAUCACGCCUUUUGUGAGAGAAGCCAAAAUCCUUCCUGUCCUCCCCACUCCUCAGAGAUGCCAAGCCUCUUCCUGUCUCUUGUCUGUCAUUGGUUAGAAGUGGCUGAUGGUGUCUGGUGGAAAGCAGGGCAACCUUCCCACGGAAGGGGCAGCUUGAGGUGCUGGUACAUUUCCUCAUUUUCUGUGUGCUUCUCUCUAGGUCUCAUGUAGAGGCAGAUAUUUUUGUUUUAGAGAUUCCAAAGUCUAUAUUUUUAGUGUAAGAAGUGUACCCUCUCCACACUCCACGGCGUAAAUAGAACUGGGAAUAAAAUGUGUCAUUGUGAUUAUCCCAUAGCAAUAUGUGCUAAAAACAAGACCCCCUUCUGGUCUGUCUGUGACCAGGGCAGGUAACUGUGACAGUGUAUCUCCAGCCCCCUGCCUGCCCACUCUCAUGUGUGGUCACCUCUUUGGGUGACAAAUAAAGUCUGUAUAAACUGUU